CCCAGUCAUCUCAGCUUCUCUCUGGGCAAGAUGAAGACUUUAUCUACACAGCAGGCAGACACACUGUCAGAGCUGGGAGCAGCUCACACACACACAUUUAUAUGCACACGCGUUGACUGACUUACACACGCACUUCAGCAUUUAACCACAAAGCAGCUGACCUUACAACAAAGCAGCACAAAGGAGAGUGAGGUGAAAGGAGAGGAGACAGCACUGAGUCAGAGGAGAACAGUGAGUAACUCUGCUGGAAACAGUCCAGAGGACAGGAGAACAGGAACAAGUGAAGAGGACAAUUACGCAGUAUAGAGAGGAGAGAAAGAGGACCAUUUGAUUGCUUACAGACGGAUAGCAGAGUCCAGUCAGAACCUCACGGACAGACCCAUGGAGACCUCACGGACAGACCCAUGGAGACAGAGUCCUGGAGAUGGUACUCUGAGACGCCUGCCUUGAUCUCCCUAGAUCACUCUGUCUACAUCUGGCUAAUUAUUGCAGCAUUGAACAUAACCACAGCACUCCUCCGCCAUGCCCCUGUUCAGCUGGAUGAAAUGGUUGCGUGCUGAACGAGAAAAGGCGCAGGAUGAAGGGGCGUCCACAGGGUUAUCACCCAGCUGCACACUGAUCAGGGAGCUGCUGUGGCACGUGGAGGAGAGGGAGUGCAUGGCACGGGAGGUGGAGCAGGAACACAAGCUGGCCCACAACACCGCGGGAUACCCCCACUGGCUACAGAGCUACCCCAGUUUACGCACGCUAAUCCCCGCAUCGGAGCGCUGCCAGCUGGAGCACUUGUGUGCCCAGAUCCACCCUAUGCACACCGCUACAGUGCUCUCCAGGUUCCGUGACGUGCUGGCCAGCAAUAAGAUCCUGCCCUGGGAGCUUGUGUACGUCUUCAAGCAGGUGCUGAGAGACUUCCUCAACAAAGAGGAAGGGGAAGAAGAGGAGGAUCACAUGCCGGAGCCAGAACUGCUUGGGCCAAUGGAGGCCUGGACAAACAGAUACCAAAUGAAGCAGGGAUUUGUCACACCUACUGUGCCCAACUGUGGUGAGCCCCAGAGAGAAGAGAUCCCAACCAUCUCUGGCUAUGUGGACCGUACCAUGAGAGGCUCUUAUCCUUUCACUGCCCAUAGGGUCUGGGACCUUCCCUACUACUACCCAGUGCCACACAACUCCACAGAAGCCUACAGCACCCCACUGUGAGAGCGGGUGGGGUGGUAAAGUAGUACCCAACUCAAGAUCUUACUAGCUUCUAUCCUUGUUAGGUCAUGACUGAAAGAGUUGUCAUCUUAAAAAAAUAUGUUACAGAUUCAUUUUAAUUAAUGGGACUGCAACAAAAUCUUGCCCUGGACCAGCACUUGCAUGGGGGCAGAUUCAUACAUACAACAAUAGAUACUGCAAGCUAACUGGACUAGGGGUGCAUCUCAAUAGACUACUCGGUUACUCUAGCUACUACUGUAACAUAGAAAGCUACUUAAUUGCACUGGUUUAAUAAAUCAACCCGUGCCUAGGAAUUUUGGCACCUGGCUAGUUAGCUACUUUACUGUGUUAGUAUUACUGUAGUAGCUAAAUAAUGCUCAUAUUUACUGAAAAGUAUGUAGCUAGCUAUGUACCUAACUAAAGCAACGUUCCUUUCAUAUGUUAGCUAGCCAGCCAACAAAUGUGAACAUGUGUGAAAGUUUAGGUUCCAACCAAUUGGCAAAAGAUUCCCACCAGAUUUUUCUACCAAAUUGUCUUGUUGCCGCCAAAAGCCUGUGCGUAAUGACGUAGUUCACAUACAAAUACAUUGUGUGGUUCAAUUCCCAAGUACCGAAUAAAAAAUACAAGUGAAAUGUGUUUGCAUCGCAUUGAACUCUACUGAUGGUUCUCAAAAAAAUCUGGGUUAUGUAGCUUGUGUGCCCACUCUGGUAUUAACGUGUGCUCUAUACAACAGCAGUAGAUAACGCUCCAAGAGCGCAUGUAAUAGCCUACAUGUAUGAGAUUAUGGACAAGCGCGGCAGCCAAU
Oncorhynchus tshawytscha (Chinook salmon) is the source of this 1996-nucleotide messenger RNA. Its product is annotated as protein RD3-like. The record is from RefSeq and is a predicted model, not a curated record. Bases 523 to 1194 code for a protein of 223 amino acids. Lineage: Eukaryota; Metazoa; Chordata; Actinopteri; Salmoniformes; Salmonidae. The transcript has 3 exons.